AUGUUGGAAACCGAAACGCCUUUUUUGCCUAAAAAAGCAUUGGUCUUAUCUAAAUUUUCUAGAUAUGAGUUUGAAAAAAGAAGGCAUGCAGAUCUUUCUGAAGAUGAACUUAUAAAAAAUCUUGAAAAUAGAGGUUCAGACUAUAAUAACCUUCUUCAGCAUCAUCAAAUACAUAGGAAGAAUCGAGAUUUGGUUGUCAAAACUUUGCAAGAAAAUGGAGUUGAAACAAAAGUUGUGAAUCGCUUUGACUAUAAUGAUUCAAACAUUGAAUGGGCUGAUGUAGUAAUUACUACUGGAGGAGAUGGCACUUUUUUAAUGGCAGCAAGUAAAAUUCGGAGCAAAGAUAAACCUCUGAUUGGAAUCAAUAGUGAUCCUACCAGGUCAUUAGGUUAUCUAUGUUUGCCAUCAUUUUACACAGAAAACUUUCCAGAAGCAAUGAAAAGGUUAAAGAGUGGCAAUUACAGAUGGAUGCAUCGUAAACGAAUUAAAGUGACGUUAAGUGGAGAGCAUGCUUUUGCUCAGCCAGUAGAACUUCAUGAUCAACAACUGCAAUAUCCAGAAUAUCGUUUCCUAGACUGUGUUGAGGAACCUCAAAACAGUGCCCCAAAAGUGCCUAAACUGGAAUCAAAACUCAUGCGUGAGUUACCGGUACGAGCAUUGAAUGAAGUUUUUGUUGGGGAAUCUUUGUCAUCAAGAGUGUCAUAUUAUGAGUUUGCUUUGGAUAAAUCACCGAAAGAAAAGAUCAAAAGCUCUGGGUUGACAAUAUGCACGGGCACUGGAUCUACAUCUUGGUCGUUUAACAUAAAUAAAGUAACUGAACAAUGUGUAAAAGAACUUCUGAAAAUCACUGCAGAAGAAACUAAAACUGAUAUCUCUACUACUGACCCACAAUUGAUCACACAAAUUACUUCAAGAUUUAACAAUUCUUUAAUUUUUGAUCCUACAAAAUCACUUAUGGCUUACACAAUUAGAGAUCCAAUAGUAUUUGGAAUGGGACUCAAAAGUAAGCCACGUGGGUUUGCUGAAAGGAUUGAAGUCAAAUCUCGAAUGUUUGAUGCCUGUCUUGUUAUUGAUGGUGGCUUAUCUUUUCCAUUCAACGAUGGUUCUACUGCACUUUUAGAAAUAAAUGAUGAAGAUGCAUUGCUUACUGUUACAUUACCACAUUAGCUUUGUAUUGCUAGUGAUUGGCCUUUUGUAUGUAGCUAUGUACAAGAUCUGAAUUGCA
Uloborus diversus is the source of this 1225-nucleotide messenger RNA. RefSeq names its product NAD kinase 2, mitochondrial-like (gene Nadk2). The transcript has 9 exons. Gene Ontology annotation, molecular function: NAD+ kinase activity. NCBI's taxonomy places the organism in Eukaryota, Metazoa, Arthropoda, Arachnida, Araneae, Uloboridae. The coding region runs from base 1 to 1167 and encodes 388 amino acids. Gene Ontology annotation, cellular component: mitochondrion. Gene Ontology annotation, biological process: NAD+ metabolic process; NADP+ biosynthetic process. The record is from RefSeq and is a predicted model, not a curated record.